AGUUUGAGUACUUAGCACACUUUUGCUUAAUAAUUUAGACUUUCGUGAAACACACACACAGAAGCGGAUGUGUAUAUUUUUCGGCAUAACACACAACAUUUUUUAAUUAAAUCGAAUCGCAGUCAGUCAGUUUCAUUCUCUCUUUCAAUCGUGUCGGACGCGAGCAGCGCAAGUACGAUUUGUAGCGCAAAGAGAACGGCCAUUUUGACGCACGCAUUUUGUGCGAUUACAAAAUACAAAAAAAAUACAUACAUAAUCCACAAGUAAUAAAUAUACUUCCAAAAAUUAUUGCACAAAAAUUUACAAGUGAAGCAAAACGUGACCCAAAUUUGUGGGCGGAAGAAGAAGCCACAGGCGAGACAGCAGCAAAAAAAGGUGCUAGACGUGUGUCUUUAUCUGUGAAUUAAGUGCAAGAAUUUUCCAUUCGCGUUGAGAACGUACGCGCGACAGUGGCGGUGACGGCGUUUCCUUUGUAUACAGCAAGGCAGGCAACACGCGCUUUAUCAUCAACGUUCCCAAUUCUUCAGUUCAAAUGAAGUAAUAACGAGGACAACGCCGAAAUCAAAACCGCAAAGCAGCAACUAAGCUAAAAUGCUCGAAUCACCAACAAAUAUUGAGAGUAGUGAUUGCUAUGAUGGCAGCCGCAUUUUUACCUGGCUGGCCGACAUGGUUGGGCUCUCUGUUGAUUUGGUCAACUUCUUAAUAUGCCAAAUAUCAGCGCUCUUCCUAGCCUCGCUCUUCCGUUCGUUUCUCCAUCCAUCUAAGGUGUCCUGCGAGGUGCGUCACGCAUUUGGAUUGUCAUUGGGACUGACCUUUGGCUACUUUUGCUUUGGCCAACAGGCAAUUCACAUCGCUGGACUUCCUUUAAUAUGCUACAUUGUCAUACGCACACAAGAUCCACGCAUUGUUCAGAGGAGCGUCAUGCUGGUGGCCAUGGGCUAUUUGCUGUGCGUGCAUCUGAUGCGUCAGUUCUAUGAUUACGGCUCCUAUGCUUUGGACAUCACGGGACCACUGAUGAUCAUCACACAGAAGGUGACCAGUCUGGCGUUCAGCAUACAUGAUGGCUUUGUGCGCAAGGAUGAGGACAUGACAAAGGCGCAACAGUACCAUGCCAUUAGGAAAAUGCCGUCGGCACUGGAAUACUUCUCGUAUGUAUGGCAUUUCCAAAGCCUGAUGGCCGGCCCCUUGGUCUUCUACAAGGAUUACAUUGAAUUUGUCGAGGGCUACAAUCUAUUGAAACGUCCAGCAUCAAACGCCAGCUUGGACAAUGGCAAAUCGGAAUUGGUGGUGGAGCCGUCACCUACGAAAACCGUCAUACGCAAGGUCCUUGGCAGCUUGGUGUGUGCAUUCAUCUUCAUGAAGUUUGUCAAAAUCUAUCCCGUAAAGAAUAUGAAAGAUGAUGACUUUGUUAAUGGCACCAGCAUACCCUAUAAGUUCUGGUAUGCCAUGAUGGCAACCACCUGCAUACGCUUUAAGUAUUAUCACGCCUGGCUGCUGGCCGAUGCGAUUUGCAACAAUUCGGGCUUGGGUUUUACCGGCUACGAUAAGGACGGCAAUGCCAAAUGGGAUCUCAUAUCCAACAUUAAUGUGCUAUCAUUUGAGUUUGCGUCCAAUAUGCGAGACGCGAUCAGCAACUGGAAUUGCGGCACAAAUCGCUGGUUGCGCACACUCGUCUAUGAGCGUGUGCCCAAGAAGUAUGGCACACUUUUGACGUUCACAUUGAGCGCCGUGUGGCAUGGCUUCUAUCCUGGCUACUACUUGACCUUUGCCACUGGCGCCCUGAUGGUUACAGCUGCGCGUACGGCACGUCGCAUGUUCCGACACCGCUUCCAGAGCACACAGGUUACGCGCAUGUUCUACGACAUUCUUACCUGCAUCACCACACGCAUUGUGAUGGGCUACGCUACAUUCCCAUUUGUUCUGCUUGAAUUCAUGGGCAGCAUCAAAUUGUACCUGAGAUUUUUUUUGUGCCUUCAUCUUAUUUCACUAGUGACCAUAUUUAUUCUACCAAAAUUCAUACGGGGUGAGCCGCGCACACAACGGUCCAGCAGGAGUUCCGCCGGGGCGAAUGUGCCGGUUUCCACGCAGAGCGAUGGCAAUAUUACGGCUGCUGUCGAUCAACCGCUGGCGGUGGCCGCCAGCACCGAUGAUCUCAAUGCCAAUGAUGAGAAGGAGGACGGAGUGGAGAGUAAGCAUGCUAAACGUAAUAAUGACACAAUGCCACAGCAACAACAACAGCAAUCGCUACAACACGAUCUAAAGCAGAAUCAGUCACCAAUACUCCAACCACGCCCACAGCUUCUGCAGCAGCAACAAAGUCCGAAGCCAAUACAACACCACAACGGUCAACAGAUUUGCGCUCGAGACGCGGUUAGUGUGCCGCACGAUCAGUGUGAAAUGGAUCAAUUGUCCAGCAAGCUGAAGGAGAAGAUUGAAGCGGAAACCAAAAAUAUUGAGGAAUUUAUCGAUAAGACUGUUACCGAAACUGUUAGCGGCAUCGUUGAGUUUAAAAACGAUCUGAUGCGCGACAUUGAGUUUCCCAAACUGAAGCUAGCCGCCGGCUCAGUUAGUAGCGGUGCCGCCAAUCUGGUGGACGCUGCUGCCGCCGGUCUACGCAAACGCAACAUAUCCUCUGCCCACGAUAGCAACAGCAACAACACAAACAACACUAACACCGCCAAUGCAUGCGCCGACCAUGCCCCCGAGGAGAACAGUGGUGCGUUCUUGAAGAAGGAAAUCGAUGCAAUCAAUGCUGUCGUCCAGCAGGCAAAUGUUUUGCCGGCUGUGCUCAGCAAUGGUCAUGCCAAAUAGUAGCUGGUUAAUGGAUACAAAUGCCAGCUGCAUUAAUCUGGACAAUUAACAAUUGAUGAUGAAUCGGCUGGGAUUGGUCUAUUGGGGAGACUUAGGGAGUAGGUGCUGCACACACACACACACAUAC
Molecule: messenger RNA, 2938 nt
Organism: Drosophila albomicans
Lineage: Eukaryota; Metazoa; Arthropoda; Insecta; Diptera; Drosophilidae
Gene: oys
Product: lysophospholipid acyltransferase 6
Exons: 7
Coding region: 592-2811 (739 amino acids)
Biological process (GO): lipid modification
Cellular component (GO): membrane
Molecular function (GO): acyltransferase activity
Source: RefSeq, a predicted model, not a curated record